This is a messenger RNA of Quercus robur (English oak), 1906 nucleotides long. RefSeq names its product serine carboxypeptidase-like 40. NCBI's taxonomy places the organism in Eukaryota, Viridiplantae, Streptophyta, Magnoliopsida, Fagales, Fagaceae. Gene Ontology annotation, cellular component: vacuole. The transcript is spliced from 7 exons. Gene Ontology annotation, biological process: proteolysis. Gene Ontology annotation, molecular function: serine-type carboxypeptidase activity. The record is from RefSeq and is a predicted model, not a curated record. The coding region runs from base 156 to 1661 and encodes 501 amino acids.
UUUCAUGCUAGUUGAAACGUACCCGUCUAAAUUAAACAAUCUAUCUUUCUUCGACUCUACUAUAUAUAUAUAACUAGCUUGGAUCCAAUAUUCAAACCUACUACCUUUCUCCUUCAUCCAUUUCCAUUGUUUUCUUUCUCUCUCUGUCAGUUUCAAUGGGCAGUAAAACCAUUGGUUGGGUUCUAUUCUUUUUCAGUGUUUCAGGCCUUUUGGCUCAAACUCAUGGAAGCGUUGGUAAGGUAGGAAAGAAUCUAGAUUUUCUUUUCAAGCCAAAGUUGAAGGAAAGUUUGGGUGUGGACACUAGUCCUUUCGAGGUAAGUAAUGUUGUCGAUGAAGCCGAUAAGGUCGAUAAUCAUGUUCCUGUUGAAGUGGGUUUGAAGGACAAAGAUAGGAUUGUGAGAUUGCCUGGACAACCCCAAGUGAAUUUCUCUCAAUAUGGUGGCUAUGUUACAGUGAAUAAAGAAGCUGGUCGUGCACUUUAUUACUAUCUUACAGAAGCUGAGAAUUCUAAGGAUUUGCCUCUUCUUCUUUGGCUCAAUGGAGGCCCAGGUUGUUCAUCUCUUGCUUAUGGAGCAAUGCAAGAGCUCGGACCAUUUCGUGUACUCAGUGAUGGCAAAACACUUUUUACAAAUGAAUUUGCAUGGAAUAAAGCUGCAAAUAUUUUAUUUCUUGAGUCUCCUGCUGGGGUAGGAUUUUCAUACUCAAAUAGAACAUCGGAUUAUAAUACGAGUGGAGAUAGUAGAACUGCUUUAGACAGUUAUUGGUUUGUGAUUAACUGGCUAGAAAGAUUUCCUGAAUACAAGAAUAGAGAUUUUUAUAUUUCUGGAGAAAGUUAUGCUGGGCAUUAUGUUCCUCAACUUGCUCAUACCAUUCUUCAACAUAAUAAAAAGGCUAACAAGACCCUUAUCAACCUCAAAGGAAUCAUUAUUGGAAAUGCAGUGAUUAAUGAUGACACUGACGAAAAGGGAAUGUAUGAUUACCUUGCCACCCAUGUUAUCAUUUCCGACGAAGCUAACAACAAAAUACAAAAGUAUUGUGAUUUCUCACCCAAUGCAACCAAACCGUCUAGUCAGUGCAAUGAAGGCUAUAAUUCAGCCUCAAUAUCUUUGGACCCUAUUGAUAUCUAUAACAUUUAUGGUCCCUUGUGCCACAAUUCCAAUCUCACAGUUCAACCCAAGAAAGCCUCUAUAUUGGAUAUUGAUCCAUGUAGUGAUUACUACGUGUAUGCUUAUCUGAAUCGGCCUGAUGUUCAAGAAGCCAUGCAUGCCAAUGUUACUAAACUCACACAUGACUGGGAACCAUGCAGUGAAGUCAUUGGAAAAUGGAUAGAUAGCCCAUCAACCAUCAUUCCCCUUUUGAGAGAAUUCAUGGCCAAUGGCAUUCGAGUGUGGGUUUUCAGCGGUGAUAUUGAUGGAAGGGUUCCUGUUACUUCAACAAAGUACUCUUUAAACAAAAUGAUGCUUCCUGUAGAGACUGCAUGGUAUCCGUGGUUCGUGGACCGAGAGGUUGGUGGGUAUGCACAAAAGUAUAAGGGAGACCUAACAUUUGCAACUGUAAGAGGGGCAGGGCAUCAAGUGCCAAGCUACCAGCCACUGAGAGCACUUUCUUUGAUCAGUCACUUCCUUAGUGGCAAACCUCUUCCUUAUUCUAGGUCAUCCUAAUUUCUUUUAGUCUCUUAGUUGGCCAUAUCAUUGAUCUGUUCUAGGGUUCAGCUUUGCAAUUCUAGUGCCAACUAACUUUUUUAUCUGAUUGUUUUCAAUAACCAUAAGUAAAAUAGCAAGUUGCUAUUCUGAUUCAGAGCAAAGCACAAUUCUAUUUUGAUUUUGAUUUUUUCCCUCAACAAAUCCAAUCAUGUUGAGUUCAAUUAAUAAUACUUUCCAUACAACAGUGAAAUUGGGAUUGUAAA